UCUCAUUAUGCAACAAAGCUAUAUGACGUCUCUGAUAUCGAUAGAGCCUCAGCCAGGUCACCCCACCAUCGUUUUCCAGAAUACCCCACUAACUUAUACUGCUCUCUUCGCCCAACUCACCAACAGGUACAUACGCGUAAAAGAUAUAGCAGGACGACAAAAUGGCAGACGCAGAAUUAGAACAGAUUCGCAAAGCGCGACUAGAACAGCUCAAGGCGCAGGGUGGCGGGGCAAGCAAUCCGGGGGCCAGCCAGGGAGCAAAUCAGGCAGAGCAGCAGAAGCAACAAGAAGCCGAAGCACGCCAGUCCAUCUUAAACCAGAUCCUACACCCGGAAGCUGCCGAUCGCCUUGGUCGCAUCCGACUCGUCAAAGAGGAGCGCGCGAACGAUGUAGAGAACCGGCUCAUCAUGCUCGCGCGAACAGGCCAGCUACGUCAGAAAGUAACCGAGGCUCAGCUCAAAGAGCUUCUCAACGCAGUCGCGGAUAACAAGGAGGAAGAGAAGAUUGUGGUCGCGAGGCGCAAGGCCUGGGACGACGAGGACGACGACCUGUUGGAUUUGUAGGGCAAGGGGGCAAAGGCGAAUAAGAAGUGAUGAUGAUAUCAGGGCGAAUAAGCGCGGCACGAUUGGGCGGCAUGGCAUUGGCGUUUAUAGGAAAAACAGGAGGAGUACUUCCUCCAUGUGGUCACGGUACAAUAGUGUACAACUCCUAAUGACACGAUU
Molecule: messenger RNA, 722 nt
Organism: Annulohypoxylon truncatum
Lineage: Eukaryota; Fungi; Ascomycota; Sordariomycetes; Xylariales; Hypoxylaceae
Product: double-stranded DNA-binding domain-containing protein
Exons: 3
Coding region: 162-563 (133 amino acids)
Cellular component (GO): nucleus; cytosol
Molecular function (GO): DNA binding
Source: RefSeq, a predicted model, not a curated record